AUGUAUGGCACUGGGUCUGCUCUGCUCACUCAACAGGUAUUUCCAGUGAAAAUCGCUGGCGAUACAAAUAGUCAAAUAGUCAAGACACAGCCGCCGCGGAGACCAACGCCCACGACAGUAACCACCACCUACCACGCCAACAUGGUGCGCUCCCAUGCGCCCCGUCUGCGCAGCCCCAAGGCGCAACAGCGUCGCGAUCGCAACACUUUGGCUUGUCUCCUGAGUCGCCGCGCCCGGCAGGCCAAUCAGGCUGCCAUGGAGCAACAGUACGAGCACUAUCGGGUGCAGCACGAGGCCAACCUGGAGCAGCAAAUACGACUGAGCCUCUACUACGUACGGUUCCUGCAGCACGCCAUGGCCAGCACCCGAGCUCCACUGACCGAUACCCAUCAGAAGCUGCCGCAGACUCCGCAGUGCUGGCCCCAACAGGCAACUGCCACGAAGCGUUAG
Messenger RNA from Drosophila montana, 450 nucleotides. RefSeq names its product protein Mabiki. NCBI's taxonomy places the organism in Eukaryota, Metazoa, Arthropoda, Insecta, Diptera, Drosophilidae. The record is from RefSeq and is a predicted model, not a curated record. The transcript has a single exon. Bases 1 to 450 code for a protein of 149 amino acids.